This is a messenger RNA of Pocillopora meandrina, 11954 nucleotides long. NCBI's taxonomy places the organism in Eukaryota, Metazoa, Cnidaria, Anthozoa, Scleractinia, Pocilloporidae. The record is from the annotation of a GenBank genome assembly.
AUGUGGCCACGUGACGAAGUCCACGCAAUUCUGCUCUUUGAUUCAGGAAUUAACAUGGACGCUGGAGUAGCGGGCAAAAGAAAACACUUCGAUUUAGACGAAGAUACAACCAAUCGAAAGGUGAAUUUUUUUUGUCAUAUCACGAACGUUCAUUCCUAGUUUGUGGUAUCGAGUUACCCUUGGUUUUUCCAUACAAACAGAGAGAAAAGAUGAUCAAAUAUUGUAUUUGUCGAUCGUACGUGCUUCGUUGUAGUCCAUUGUUUUGAUUAUUAUGUACAUCUACUACAGGUUUUUUUCGCUUUUUUUGUUGUUUUCGCAGAAGUAUCUAGCUGAGGAUGACGAAAAGAAACACACUUCGAUAGUGUUUUCAUUAAAAGAAGAGGUUGGGUCGCUGUCCCGAGCUCUCAAACUUUUUGAGGUACUGCAUUCAUUUACCUGUAUUUAGAAUACUGCUUGGAGGUGCUUUAGGCGUUAUUUUUUGGAGAGUGGGUGAUCUAAGGAUUCGUUUAAAGUCAAAUCCUCUGUUAUUCGGUUUCUGUAAGUAUAAUUUCCAAUCAGCAUUUUCUGAUGAAAUUUCCGAGACGAAAGUGUUGUUAGAACGGGCCCAAGUUACUCGUAAAGUUAAUGCGGUCUUUUUUUUUUUUUAUCUUAUGCAAUCAUUACUAAGAGCCUCUAAAUGAAACCUUGUUCGCUGUGCUUUUCGAGUGAACCUUCAUCAUUGCUAUCACAUUUCCAGAUCCAAGAAUUUACAUUCUACCCAAAUGUGGUAAACCCUCUCGCAACAGCAAAAGAAAAGUACACCAAAACUGCUCUCCAAACUUAAUAAACAUCUCACCUCAGCGUAUUUCAUCGAGAUAUGAAUCCCGCGGGAAGUUGAGAGAGUAUCAAAGAUGGCAAAGAGUUGCUCAAGGCGUAGUCGAGAGCAACUCUAGCUUCUUGAGUGCUCUCCAAAUGAUCAAUGUGUUUCUUAAUUCGAUGAUUGCACAGCUUGUGUCUGAACUAAUUGUUUCCCAAUUAACACUUUCUACGCAGCUGUUAGGAUGUUGUUUUCUCAAAUAUCAACAUUCUUGAGGAACAAAGUGUUCAGUAAAUCUGGGGAAAAAAAGCUGUAACGAAACAAGAACAAUUAAAUCAACCAAAGAAAGAAGUUAUAGUUUUAGUCAGAAUCUCUCUUUCGGAAAUCAAGAAAGAAUCAUUAUGCAAAUUUGCCGGAUUUAUGGGAUAACCGUGUAGCAUUGUGUGAAAAAAGACUGAAAGCUGCAAGAUUUUUGGGAUUAACUGAUGUGUUUUCAACUAAUGAAUAUACUGAAAUUUUUGCAUAUACAGGUAUGUUUUUUAUUAACCUUUCAAUGAGAGAAAACUGUUUAAAAGGCAUGUGAAAUUGUAUGGUCAAGGGCAGAUAUAGGGGUGUACAAGAGGUUGGAAGGAUAAAACUUCUCUAUUUGGCUUUUUCUUUGGUCUUUUUUAAAAGUUUUUGUAAUGAACCAAAAUUCUCAAAUUUCUUCAGAAGCAUUCAUGUACAGUUACAAAAACUUCCAGAAUGAUGUGAGCCAUUUAUAACUACAUAAAUAAACCUGUAGAAAGGAAAAGGCUGUUAGUGUUCCUGCCUAGAAUUCUCCUAGGAUAUUUAUCACACCAGUAGAUUUAUAGAAUCACCCGCCAACUGAAAGGGUUCAAAAGUUGAGUUGCACAUAGCUUCAUUUCGUUAUCAGUAGUUAAGAAAAAUUAUAUGGCUGACAUGAUUUAGCUGUUAAUUAAAGGUGGCUUUACUUAGCUGAAAAAUAUCAACUUGACUUGGGUUCAAACUGACUAUGCUCAGUUUACGUUGCAAUGUUAGUAUGUUUAAUGGUCAUUAGAGAUAUUAUUGAUUGGCAAAAAUAUUCUAUUUCAUUGUCCACAGGAUCACAAGGUGAACAUGUCACACAUUGAGUCAAGGCCAUCAAAGCGUUCCAAGUCAGAAUAUGAUUUCAUUGUGGAUUGUGAAGAACUUCAAGGGGCAAAGCUUGAAAAGUUUAUGGAUGCCUUGAAGGGUCAUGCUUUGUCAAUCAUGCUUCAUUCAGAGGAAGGAGGAGGUAUUUGCCAGUUACACAUAAAUAAUUGACCAUUUAAUUUUAGAUUUUCUAUGCAAAUUUGAAUUUAUUUUUCUUAUUAAAAUUAUCUUGUUCAUUACCUUUUUCUACCCUGCUCAUUACUCUCAGUCUGCAAAAAAAACUGGGCAUAAUGAGAACAAAGGUAAUAUUAAUCUGUGCAUUGUCUUUCAGACAGCACAGCAUGGUUAAGUGAUCCCAUACCAUCAAUCCCUAUAAUAUUUUGACAUGUAAUGUUCCUUUUUUGGCACAUUUAUAACAAUCACUUUUACUUUGCCUUUUCUUUUCUGCCAAAAAUUUGUUUUGGGCAGUAUAUUUCAAAGUAAAGGCAAACUGACAGUUUUAAAACUUGCUGACAACACAUAUAACAUGUUAUCUCACUGAUAUUUCUGCUGUAAUUCCCCCAGACAGUGCUUGGCAUCAGGUGCAAGAAAGCUAAUGUACCUGAAAGUCCAAGUAGGGUCACUUUUAUUGUUCGAUUUCUUGACACAAUUACAUGAGAUGCUUUUCCUUGAAAUUAAGAUUCCUGAUACCUGGGAUACCAGUCUCCCCUAGAAAGAAAUUGAUAAUCAUCUCAAGAAAAGACCACAGAUAGAGGUAGCCUAACCCUUUCCCACAAGGGAAAGCAUUCUUGCUUAGGGUUAGGGUUACCACAACAUGUUUCUUUUGAUUAAUGGGACGUGGCAAUGAUUUUCCCUUGGGCAGGCUAGAAUAAUUUGUUUAUAAACAUUUAAGUUCUUUUUGCGCAAUUCAAACUUGCAUUUGAUGUGCUGUGAAGGGUACAUUACAAGCCUACAAACCAUACUUGGGCAAUGACUUUUUACUACUUUCCCUAUUUCUUGCACCUUGUAAUGCUAUAACUUGAUGAUGUCUUUUUAUUGUGAACAUUUCUCAUGAUCAUUCCCUCUUUAGUUGAAAAAACACACAAUGAACAUGAGCACCUGCACAAUAUAUGCAGUUGUAAUUGCACUUAGAAAAAUUCGGGUUAGUGUGAACUAUCAUUGUCUUAUUAUAUUGCAUAAUUUAAGCUAUGAUACAAUAAACCUUUAUUUUAUCUUGAUAGUAGUUAAAGCUAGUAGCUUGUGGGGUUGCGCAUAAAAUAAAAUAACUACAAAGUUAAAUAAUAAAACUUUUAGACAUAUAACAAGAUAUAAAAUAUCAAAUUUAAAUAUAUAUAAUCAAAAUAUAUGUUAAAGUUACCUAAAGAUAAAAUAAUAAAAUUUAAAAUUUAUGAUAUUCCAAUUCCAAUUCCAUUUAAAUUAUUAGUAAUAUACAAAAUCACUCUGCCUAUAUCUAGUUACUAUGGCUUUUAGCCUUUUAGCAAAACUCCUUUUAAGUUCCAGUGUGUGUUGUACCCAGGUGAAUCUAUCGUCAACUGUCAUGCCAAGCAGUCAUGUAGUUGUAACCCACUUGAGAAUUGAGUCACCAAGACGCAUAGGGGCCAGAGGUCCAUGUACAGUUCUUUUGCAUAUCAGCAUAACCUCACUUUUUCUUGGAUGGCAGGAUAAACAGCUGUUCAAACACCAUUUGUAGACCUCAUUUAAUGCCUUGUUUAAGUGUGUGACUACCACAUCUGCUGUCUCACCAAUACAGUAAAUCAUUGUGUUGUCUGUGUACAUAUAUAACAAACCUGAAAAAAUAGAAGAUGGUAGAUUGUUGGUGAAUAAUGUGAAAAGGGUCAGGCCCAGUACUGAACCCUGUGGAAUUCCAUUAGGCACUGCUGCUGGAUCAGAUUGCAUCUCGUUCAAGGUUGUAAACUGUUUCCUUUCAUUCAAGUAAUCUUUCAGCCACUCCAACAGUGAUCUAGUGAUGGCAAAUUGUUAUUCCAACAUUUUUACUACUGUUUCAUGUGGAACACAGUUGAAAGUUGAAGUCCACAAAUGCUGCUGCUACAAUCUUUCCAGAGUCCAACUCUUUUCUCCACAUUUGUGUUAGGUGGAUUAGUAGGAGUUCAGUUGAGUAACCCCAUCUGUAUGCCUAUUGCCUUUUGGAGAUUAAGUUGUUAAGGAUAAUGUGUUGUAUGAUGUUACUGUUAAUCUCAGAUUCCAUGAACAGGAUGCCCGUUUUACAGCUCUUCUACUACUGAGUGUUUUAUUUUUUAUUAAUUGAACCACACUUACAGUUCUCUUCUAUGUUAUAAAACUUUCAAUCAAACAGUUAAUUUUUAUCAAAGUGGUAUAAACAAAGGUAAAAGGGUGAUCAAAGUAACUAAUAAUAAUUGUUAUAAUGUGCAGAUCUUCUAGAACUUCAGUGUAAUCAGGACAGAAAUGGCUUGUUAUAAUCAACAUUAAUUUCAAUCAAAAGUAUUUGACAUUUGUGUUGCCUUGAGUUUACAAAACAUACAUGUAGUUGUUUUUUUUAAGUACGUGCAAAUCACAUAAACAAAGGUUUUUAAUAUUUAAAUGUCUUUUGUUCAUCCAGUAUAAAAUGAUGCACUUUUAAUUCGGUUAACCAGCACAAGUAAAAGGCACCUGCACAUCGGUCACCUUGUUGGUCAUGUUUAACAUUUCUGUUGGUUGUUUGAGUCAAAAUUUUUGUGAUGACUUCUUUUUUAGCAGCUGAUAUUUAAUUUGCUGAUAUUUGUUUGAUUUUUUUUUUUCCGCUUACUACUAAUCUGUUGGGGUGGUUACAUUGCAACUCUUCAGAUCAUGAUGAGGGUAAGUGGAAGAGUGACAGUUAAUGAUUAUGAGUUGAUUUUAGUGAAACACACUGGAUGACUGCCACCUUGGCUCUCAAGAAUCACCUUGACCUCUUAAUUUUUACAAAUCGACUGUGCUCUCCAACAAUUAACUUUUUUUUAUUAAAAAAAAAUUGGGUAGGUAGGAUUUCUAGACUUAUGCUGAAUGACACCCAAACUUUACCAACUUAUUAUGACAGGAAGUGCCAACAAUGAGAUACAAAUCAAUUGAUCUUUAUAAUUGAAUAAGAAUUGGCAAAAUAUUUAUUUGAUUUGAGUAGUUGUUGUGGAAUAGCAGCAAUAAAAUUAGUGUGUGACAUGAAGGUUGAGGACUGAAGGGGUUGUUUAGAACCUGUAACCCUUACAGUUAGUUCAGUAUUUACAUGCUGUACAUUUUUAGGGUUAUAUCUCCACUCUUGAUAGCCUACCUGUCGUCCCUCUUGUCUUUAAGUAUAUUAUAGUUUUGAAUGAUGAGACUACUAGAGAGAUGAUCUGCACAAUUAUGUGGGUGUAACAUAGGCUAAGGGACUUGUAUGUUAAUGGUAACUAAAUAAAGCCCUUAUUUUCAGUCUCAAAUUGAGGUCCAAGAUGACUCUUAUGUUCACAUGAAUUUUAUGUCUGACAUGUUGGUAACAUUUUGAUUUAGAGUAUGCCAUUGAGUGUUUUUUUUUAAAUUACUUACACAAUAAAAAUGUACCGAAGAUGAAUGUAACUAAAUUUAAACUUUUCACAUAUUCUCACCCUUGAUGUUUUUGUUGUGUAGUACCAGUAAUAAUAAUGAUGAUGAGUAAUGAAAAUAUUUAUGUAGCACUAAAUCCACUAAUUGUCCAUGGUGCUGUACAUUAAAGAUUAUUAAAAAGCUAAAAGAAAGGGGGAAAAGGGAAAGAAAUAUACACAUAUAUAUAAUUAUAUAGGAAUAAACUAAGUUUAAAAAUUCUAAGAUAAUAUAAUGACUCCCAGAUCUUCCCUCUGUCUCCUAAGGAUAUUCUGUUCAUUUAGAGUUACAGAGUUGGGGUUGGGGUUGGGGGCUGUCAGAGGGUAGCCCCAGAUCAACUUCCUAUUAGAGGCUCUUUUUGACCACUAAGCUGACAGGUGGCUCAGGUUGGUGUAAUGUACUUCAGAGCCAUGUGUAACAACAGCCAUCAAGAGAAGUACAUGUAUGAUGAAUUAUUUAAGACAGUAUUGCCUUGAUUUUCCAAUAUUUACAAUCAUGAUAGACAGUAAAUUUCACUUUUCACCCACAUUUACUUCCAACCUUUUCUUUUGAACCAGAAACAAAAACAAUAUACGACUGUUUAAAAAACAUGACAUCAUCCACCCUUGUCAAAUGUAAUAGCAUGAUCAUCUCAAUUGUAAUGCCAAUCUUAUCCCAAUGUUACUUUGUUUCUUUGCUACAUUAUCGAACACUGAACAACUGCUCAUACUCUAAAUAUGACAAUCAACCACAAAAUUCCCUAAACCAAAAAAUCAUGUUAGUCAUCUGUCAAUUCACGAGUUUUCUCACAGAGCACUUUGAUCUUUUCUCUCUUUCAAUGCUAAAAACGGAAGCUUAGCUUUCAGAACCACAUGAAAAAUGAAUUUAAAAUCAAUUACAGCAUUAAAUAUGAAAUCAAGGUCAUCCUAUGAUAAACAGUACAAUUUAUCAGUAGGAAAUUGUCACUUGACCCUCACCACCUAUAGCUUCUUUAGAGGGCCCUUGAAAAAGAUACCAUGAUUAUAACACAUAUUAUUUUUAUUAAAAUAUUCGUAGAUUUGAUAAUGAAUGAUCUCUCCCUAUCUAGUGCCAUGGUUUCCUCGCAAGAUUGCAGAUUUGGACAAAUUUGCAAACAGAGUAAUGAGUUAUGGAGCAGAGCUUGAUGCUGACCAUCCAGUAAGAGCACAUCUUUUUAUUUUACUGUUGUGUUAAUUCAAAGAAUGUGUAGUAAAAUAAACCAGUGAUUAUGGUUUCUGUUAAUUUGUGAAGUUUACCUGGUAAUUGACCUUUAUACUAACAUCAGCAAAGAAAAUGUUGUUUAAAUGAACGUUAUCAAAAUGAGCAAAAUGUUAUUAAAAUGAAAAUUAUCAGAGUUGUGUAACACUUGUAAAAUAAAGAUUACUCACCAAGGGUAAGAGACCUGAUUAUGAGCUGCUACAUGUAUCUAACCCCUGAUUUUUACCACCUACUCCACCCCUUAGGUGACAGUUCUCUAUUGAACCAGAAGUUCUGUUUUAGGAAUGAGAUUCUACAAAUUUAUUUUGAAUUUCACUGACAAUGGGCUUGUUUUUAAGGGCUUCACUGAUCCAGUGUACAGGGCUCGCAGAAUGGAACUUGCAGAUAUUGCUAUCAACUACAAGCAGUAUGUCAAAUUUUGAUUGUUCCUCAAUUAAAAUAAUCUGUAUACUUGCCAUUAUUACUAAUCAAUAAUUUUGUGUUGAUGACAGUGGUCAGCCAAUCCCACAUGUGAAGUACACAGCUGAAGAGAUCAAGACCUGGUAAGAGAUUUACAUUUAUAUCUUAGUUAAGAUUAAAAACAGAUUGCUUUUUUCAAUAUAAUAAAUUGUUAUUUUUAUCAUUAUCAUAAUUCUUGCAAAAUUGUUAUUUUUAUUAUUACUAUGUAAUCAUUAUGAUGAAUGCUAGGGAAAGGUUUGUGCAGACUCCCCCCAAGAAUUGUACAGUGUAGGUUGAACUGAGAUAAUUUUCCUAGCUCCUCCUCCUCCUCACAGCAGUUUGUAAGAAUUAAAAAUCUGUUAUGAAAAAACCAACUAAUCAAUUGAUCAAAAAAAAUGUUAAAGUAUUCAAUGAUUUUACCCUAGUAUAUCAAAUAAUGUUUUUCUUUUUCAUUCUGAAUCAAUUUUUGAAGGUAUCAUUCAAUUCUUCAUACUAUUUUAAUUGAUGGCACUACUGUUUGCAGGGAUAAGGUGUUUUCUGAGUUAACAAAGCUGUACCCUACUCAUGCAUGCCGUGAACAUGGUUAUGUGUGGCCUCUGUUGGUGCAAAACUGUGGCUAUAGGUAUGUUUGCUAUGUUGCAAAAAAGAUUAGUAGAGUUUUUCAUAAACAAAGACUUGACUUGACUUUACUGGGUGGAAAUGCUGUGUGUAGCUGGCAAGUGAAGAGCAUGUAGCCAUGGAUUAGUGAGAGUGGGUCUUGAUUAGUGUUGUUAAUAAGGAAUACGCCCCCUUUGUUUCUAGGAGAGUGAUGGCAAGCACCAUUAAGGAGCACCAUUGACUCACCCUCUAAGCUCUCUUGAUACUCACCAUGCACUUGCCUCCCUCCCCCUAAAAAUGCCAAAAAUUAUGCGUGUCAUUAAGGUAUCUGGCUGACAGGUAUCUUUCCUGUAUACUUAUAAUGGUUACAAACCCUCUUUUAAGAGAGAAGUGACAACGUAGGAGUUUGAAUGAUUGUUUGAUGAUUGGUUGUUUGGACUAUCAUUGAUUUAACAUACAGUAGAUCCCAUGUUGAGCACUAACCAUAUAUACCAAGGUGACGUUGCUAACACAGGGUCGGCCAGGGUUUUUGGGUAUUCGGUAUUCAGGGGCGUUUUAAAUCGGGUAUACGGUAUAGUGCAGCUUAAAUAUGGGUAUUCAGUAUAUCACUUUCUUUGAAUUUCAGGUAUAGAGUAUUCAAAGCUUCGAUUAUUUUUGGGUAUAUUUGGAGGAAUUUGGGGUAUUUUGGGGUAUUUUGUCGAUUUUUUUUCGGGUAUAUUGGUAUUCCACUACCCCCCCUGGCCGACCCUGCUAACAGCUGAUUUUACUGUUGUUUAAUUUUACCUUAACUUGCUCUCAUAGGCUGGGUAACAUUCCGCAACAAGAUGUGGUGUCAAAUUUCUUGAAAGGUAAGUUCAUUAGUUCCUUUCUUUGAAAAUUUCCUUUUUUCUCGUAGUCAAAGUGAAUCGCUCCGUUAAGUUAAGAAACUUUGGAGCACAAAUUCUUUUUCGGGUCAAAUAUUGUCUUAAUGUAAAGUCAAGCGUAUAUGAUAUGGAGACGUUAGACUAGCUUUUUCACUGACCGUCUGUUAACAAGCUUAAAACGAGUAGAAUGUGGAAUCAACAAACAAAUGGACCAACUUUCUGACAGAAAGUUAGACAGAUGGAGAUAGAUAGGGAAGCCAGAACCUGGAAACUCCAUCUUAUGUACUUGCCACAGUACGAAGCAUCUCUUUAAUAACCCCGUGGAACUUCACUUUUAUUUUUCAAUAAUUCGUGUUUACUUUGAAUACCAACUCUUAGAAUGCUCUGGCUUCAGUCUUCGCCCAGUUGCUGGCCUGAUCUCCUCGCGUGACUUCCUUGCUGGACUUGCCUUCCGAGUCUUCCAUGCUACUCAGUAUAUCAGACAUGGUUCCAACCCUUUGUACACCCCUGAGCCAGACAUUAUUCAUGAGCUCAUUGGUCAUGUCCCACUUUUCGCUGAUCCUGAUUUUGCUCAGUUUAGUCAGGUGAUAUAUCGGUUUGCUACAUGUACAGAUAUUAAUGGUGAUUUCUUCUCCGCAUAAAGUGAAUAUACCAUGUAAACUUUUCACGUAUCAAGAUAGCAGUGUCGUCAUGGUAUUGGAUAUAUCCUAUGGUUUUUUGCCCUUAAUGAUGGGCUUCGUCUGUGCCAACAUCAAUAAAUUUCAGGGCCUUUUUUUGUGACGGGAUAAACAGAAUAUCAUUCAAAUAACCUGCUUUAGUUCAUAUCUGAGAUUGAAAUAGCUUUGGCGCGAGCUGAGUGCACGUGAAGGUGUCCAGUGUCUUCGCGGUACUACUGAAUAGUUUUAAACCUCUUUGAUCUUACUGAUUUUCUCCUGCAGGAGAUUGGGUUGGCAUCUUUAGGGGCCCCAGAUGAAUGGAUCGAAAAAUUGGCAACGGUAAGGAAUACACAGGCUGUAUUUACGGUUCUAAUUUUUUGAUAACAUACACAUUUUUGUGACAUACUUAUGACGUCAUGCGGUUGCCAAUCUGCCUUGUGGGUGCUUUAAAAAUGGCUUGUGUUUGUGUAACAUAAUCAUUUCAAGGAAAAAGUUUUUUUCUAAUUUUCUCAUAAGUGAGUGGUUUAAAGCAAUAAACGGCUAUUAAAAUACAGGUCUGGAAUGAUCUGCUUCUUUGUCUUUGUUACGUGAUUUCAGGAAACUUAAGAAUUUGAAGAUGCCAAAAAAGAUAAACAACUUUGUAAUUGGGAAAAGUGAAUGAGAUCAAUAGUUCUUAACAAUUCUUUUCUUCUUCUUGAAUGAAUACUUAGGUACAUUUUCGAACUGGUGAAUUAACGAACUGGCAGGUGUCAAAACAUCAUUGCGUUGAAUUGAUCUUGUUCUUUGCUUGCAGCUCUAUUGGUUCACAAUUGAGUUUGGACUCUGUAAACAAGACGAAGAAGUCAAGGCUUAUGGAGCUGGACUGUUGUCUUCCUUUGGAGAACUUCAGGUUAGCCCAUAGCCUCUUUUUUCAGCUGCAAAGUUAGUUCUAUUUGGCUCUACAACAACCGUUUACGAACUCUUUACUGAGUGUCUGUAAACAAUGAGUGUAAGGCGCUGAUUUCCUUCCUCUCGUGUGCCCCCUCUGUCGUCUCGCAAUUCGGUCAGUGGGAUUUUCAACAUCCAGUUAUUGUCUGGAUUGCUUUCCCAGCAAAAAAGCACAGAGAUUUAAACAUUUGGGAUACCAUUGGUUUGCUGUUUUACACGUCGUGAUUGGCCAAGAAAUCUGGCACCACCUUUUCAAUCAAUUAGAUGCAAUCUUGGCCAGGUCACUCACAUUUUCACAUGCGAGAAGCCAGCUCCGUCUGUCUGCUCCGAGCCCUCACUAGAUCAUUUUUAUAUUUGUCUGUGUUUUGAUUGGUCAUCGUGAUAAGUUCUGUUUUGCUCUACUGAUACCCAAUCCAAAAGUGCUCUAAGCGUAAUUUUAAAGGAGCCAGCCCUCUCGAAUUUCCUCAUUCAAGAUAGCUAGUUUCUUAAGAAUAAUGGUUCAUAUGUGUCAUGUGAUGGUUUGGUGUUCCAGAGAAUAUCCUACAUCACGCGAUAGGUAUCAAGAUAUUUUAGCGGAUUUUCCUUUCAACGGGGAAACUCUAUUGGGAAAAAGGUUGUUGGGUAGUAUACGGUUUAUCUUUAAACGAGGAUUUUCACUCAAGUAAGAAAUCGAGAAUCAGAGCUGAACCAAAACAAGAGAGCUUCUUCGUUGUUUCCUUUUUUUAAAAAAUUGAUUUUAAAUUGGAAAUGCGUCUGUUUUUCUCCUUUUUAGUAUUGUCUGACAGAUGAGCCAGAGAAGAGGCCGUUUGAGCCUGAGAAGAUGGUGGUUCAGAGCUAUCCUAUCACCAAAUAUCAACCGUUAUACUUUGUCGCCGACAGUUUCCAGAGUGCAAAGGAAAAAGUCAGGUAGGAUUUUUUAUUUCGAUCCUUACCUUUUACUUGACAUUUUCACUCCCUCUGCUCCAAUCACCCAACCUCUUCCUGCGCAUCCCGGUGCAUCCCGGUGUGAGCCAUGGAAAAUAGGCUUGAAAAAAGUUUUUAAAAAAAGUGGCUCGUCAAGAAAUGGGUGUUACUGACUUCGGGCCCCGUCAAUUUUAUUAUCAGCUGGAAUGUGACUACAAGUAGCAUCAGUUCAUUUUGGCCAAAGAUUGGACUUUCUUUGAACUAACCUUUGUAAAAAGAGCGAAAUAUAGGUUGUUUGGGUCACGCAGCUGUAGUUCUUUAUUUUCAUGUAAUUAUUUUUUAAACUUAACAGUAAGAGAAAGGUAACGCUACUGUGUUUUUCUGGGUGAAGAGAGAAAGUGGCAUUUUGAAGCUUUUCACAUGGUCAUGACAUAAAUCCCAUGUUGCAUCAAUUGCAGUUUUCAGCAACUGCGCACCGACCCCUCCCCUAAAGCAACAUUAUCCUUAAGUUGUUAUCAGUUGACUGCCGUUAGGUUAGGGGAGGGGUAGUUGAGCAGUUGCUCAGGUAUUGACAUUUAUCCGUCAUGUUUGCAGGGAGUUUGCUGCUAAAGUUCCCAGACCCUUCUCCGUCCGUUACAAUCCGUACACGCAGUCUGUGGAAGUAUUGGACUCGAAGGACCAGAUAAUGAAAUUGGCCAAUGACAUCAAAGGUGACGUCGCCACUCUGCAGGAAGCUCUCGGCAAAUACGAAUAAACGGAAGGCUUGUUACUGAGAAGUCUGAGGCAAGCAAAAUGAACAUUUUGAAAGUUUUUCAGACUUUUCUUGUCUUAAAGUAUAAAGUGUUUGCGUUGACAAACUCAACAGAAAUACGUGUU